Molecule: messenger RNA, 2566 nt
Organism: Hevea brasiliensis (rubber tree)
Lineage: Eukaryota; Viridiplantae; Streptophyta; Magnoliopsida; Malpighiales; Euphorbiaceae
Product: vacuolar protein-sorting-associated protein 33 homolog
Exons: 25
Coding region: 555-2351 (598 amino acids)
Biological process (GO): intracellular protein transport; vesicle-mediated transport
Cellular component (GO): CORVET complex; vacuole
Source: RefSeq, a predicted model, not a curated record
AGUUGGCAUAGAAACUCCCGUUUUUUUAAGUACAGUGACUCUAACAUUAUCCAUGACAAACAGAAUCUUGUUCCAUGUGUAUAAUUAAAGUGUCCUACAAUUGCAGAGAGAAAGAUCAUUGCUUCCUCUUCCAAAAGCUUCCAAGCCGCCGGAGUCAUUGCCGUUCUUCCUUCCUCACUGAGGCAUAUAAAGCUCCAGGCCAAAUCUAAGUCCCUACUUGCCUUCGAUCCUCUCGUCGAUCAGUGCCUCUGCCUCAGUCCGGUCAGAAUCCCCAUUUUAUUCCUCCAUCUUUAUCCAUUGUAGCGGCCUCAUCUGAUGAUAUAAGACCCGUCAAGGUUCAAGACCUUUGUGCAUGAGACUAAUAAGAGAGAUCGUGGGAGUCCAGCUUGUCUCAGUUUGAGACAGAAACUGAGAAACCUGUUAAUUCUUGUCCCUUUUAUCAAAUAAGGUAUUAUCAGGCCAAGGUUUGGCAGGCAAGGUUACUGGAGACUUUGAGAAUUUAGCCGAGUUACCGAACCGAGGCGAAACUUGGGCUUCACUUUUGUACUUAAAAAAUGGCCCAGAUUCCAAACUUAGAUAAUUCUCCUCUGAAUCUCAAAUCCCUCAGAGAACUAUCUCAAAGAGAACUCAUAAACAUCCUCAAGAACAUUCGAGGAAAGAAGUGCUUGGUCAUUGAUCCAAAGCUUAGUGGCUCCCUUUCUUUGAUCAUCCAAACAUCAGUACUAAGGGAACAUGGUGCUGAACUGCGGCAUCUUUCAGCAGACCCAAUUCAAACUGAUUGCACCAAAGUGGUCUACCUUGUUCGUUCUCGGUUUAAUUUGAUGAGAUACAUUUGCUCACAUGUUCAUAAUGAUAUAUCUAAAGGACUUGAAAGGGAGUAUCAUAUUUAUUUUGUACCUCGCCGUGAGGUUGUUUGUGAGAAGGUGCUUGAGGAGGAGAAAGUUCAUCACUUAAUGACCAUAGGGGAAUACCCAUUCUACAUGGUUCCAUUGGAUGAGGAUGUAUUGUCAUUUGAACUUGAUUUCGCUAACAAAGAUUGCCAAGUUGAUGGUGAUACAAGCUCUCUUUGGUAUAUUGCUAAGGCCAUUCAUAAGCUUGAGUCUUCUUUUGGGGUGAUACCACAUGUGAGGGCCAAAGGCAAAGCAUCUGUACGUGUUGCUGACAUUCUCAGUCACAUGCAAACAGAAGAACCAGUCAACUCUUCUGAUAUGGGUGGUCCAGAGAUAAAUACACUCAUCCUUCUUGAUAGGGAGGUGGACAUGGUUACUCCUAUGUGUUCUCAAUUAACUUAUGAAGGACUACUGGAUGAGUUUUUGCAUAUCCAUAAUGGUUCUGUGGAGCUUGAUGCAUCUAUAAUGGGCGCUCAACAACAAGAGGGAAAAAAGAUGAAAGUUCCACUUAAUUCAAGUGACAAAUUGUUCAAGGAGACUAGGGAUCUCAAUUUUGAAGUUGUUGUCCAGGUUCUACGACAAAAAGCAACAUCUAUGAAGCAGGACUACACAGAGAUGACAACUACUAACCAGACAGUUUCUGAGUUGAAGGAUUUUGUUAAAAAGCUCAACUCAUUGCCAGAAAUGACUAGGCAUAUAAAUCUUGCUCAGCAUCUGUCAAUGUUCACAUCAAAGCAGUCUUUCCUUGCACGACUUGACAUGGAGCAUACUAUUGUUGAGGCUCAGAGCUAUGACAUAUGCUUUGAGUACAUUGAAGAAUUGAUCCAUAAGCAAGAACCUCUUGUCAGUGUUCUGCGGUUUCUCAUAUUGCUUUCUGUUACAAAUUCUGGGUUGCCCAAGAAGCAUUUUGACUAUUUGAGGAGGGAGCUACUCCACAGCUAUGGAUUUGAGCACAUGGCAACUUUGAAUAAUUUAGAAAAGGCUGGAUUACUUAAAAAGCAGGAAACAAAAAGCAACUGGCUGACAGUCAAGCGUGCUCUACAACUUGUGAUUGAAGAUACUGACACUGCCAACCCAAAUGACAUUUCCUAUGUCUUUUCUGGAUAUGCACCACUAAGUAUUCGUCUUGUUCAGCAUGCUGUUCGUUCUGGAUGGCGUCCCAUGGAAGAAAUUUUGAAGUUGUUGCCUGGACCACACUCAGAAACAAAGAGAGUUGGAUUCUCAAGCAGUCCAUCUUUUGACACAUUGCACAGGUCUUCAGAAGCUGCAGACAGAUUAGUAGCUGACGGAAGACGCUCCCUUGUACUUGUUGUAUUUAUUGGAGGGGUUACAUUUGCAGAAAUUUCUGCUCUCCGAUUUCUUAGUGCUCAGGAAGGGAUGGCAUAUGAUAUGAUUAUUGGAACAACAAAUAUUGUCAAUGGCAAUACCUUGGCAGAGGCAUAUGUAGAGCAUUUGGUUUGAUUAUUUGAUUUUAAAUUGCUUUCCAAUUUCAUACUUUGAAGUGAAAAUUGAUUUGUGACCUACAGAACUGGGAAAUGAGACUUGUUAAAAUUCAUGCGGGAGAUUUUGAAAUUCGAUUAUUUUGUGGUGAAACAAUUUGCCCCCUUCAUAGAGUUUCCUAGUGAGCUCAAUGGAACCAAGAGUUUUUAUAAAUCAGAUGGGUUUGAUUGGAACAA